Molecule: messenger RNA, 1342 nt
Organism: Petromyzon marinus (sea lamprey)
Lineage: Eukaryota; Metazoa; Chordata; Hyperoartia; Petromyzontiformes; Petromyzontidae
Product: barrier-to-autointegration factor-like
Biological process (GO): chromosome organization
Cellular component (GO): condensed chromosome; nucleus
Molecular function (GO): DNA binding
Source: RefSeq, a predicted model, not a curated record
AAGGGGAUGUUUAUACAGCAAGGGUUAUUUUUAACGACACGAUACUUUUAGAAAUUAGUCACUGGCGUGCUAAAUUUGUAAAAGCUUUUUAAGACGUAAGGUGUAAUGCAAGGAACGCAAUGAAAAAAUAAAAAUGGGAAGUGAAACGCGAUCCAAUUUUGUUUUUGCCUCCGGCCACGCCGAUUUGUGCAGUUUGACUCGCGGUUUUGUUCACGCAUAUCGUUUCCGUCAAAUUGCUUCGUUUAAUAGUUAAUAGCUAAUUAUUCUGUCGUUUGAUUAAUGCUAUGUUUCAUUCAUAGUUUUGCUCGCACGUUAUUUUGGGUAACUGUACAUGGUGAUCCGUUUACAGAUACCCCAACUGAAUUCGAAUUGUUUUUUUAAAAAUGUCUCGGUUGCAGAAAAGAACGCGCCAGCAAUGUUGGGCAAAGUAUAUAACAAGUGUUGAACACAUUUCACAAGUGUAUUGAGAUUGGUGGAAGACGUUGCUAGACCUUCACUUUAUUUCAAAGUCUACAAUUCUUGUUACGUGUAUGGUACGUCUAUGAAUGGAUCACUGCACUGUAUCAAACUUACGGGGGAUGGGAAGCGAUUAGACUUCCUAUUCUCGACUCACGGCUAACAUCAGUGAAGGAGUUGCUGCAGCACUAAGGUUCACGCGGAUAACACAAUGUCGUCGACUUCUCUGAAGCACAAAAUGUUCAUCAUGGAGCCCAUGGGGGAGAAAUUGAUCACGACUUUGCCUGGCAUCAACAGACAGAGGGGUACUCAACUAAAGAAAGAAGGAUUUGAUAAGGCAUUCAUGGUUCUGGGACAGUUCCUGCUGCUUCGCAAGAAUGAGGAGCUCUUCAAGGAGUGGCUCAUGUACACAUGUGAGGCCAGCAGCCGGCAAGCGUCGCAGUGUUUCAAGUGUCUCAUGGACUGGUGCGAUGCGUUCCUGUAGCAGGCUUUGUCGUGGGCCACCUGGCUGGUGUAGCCCUCCUAGCCAGACUAUGGGGAGCAUUGGAGUACAUUCCAUUGAAUUUGAUCAAUCAUCUUCAGCCAUAAUCAACCCACUGCUGGAUGAAGGCCAUCCCAAGUCGUCACAAUCUGGCCGCCUGCACAUCAGCUUAAUUCAUCACUCCAUCUCAGCAGUAGACGACCUCACGGCCGCGUUCCCACAUCCACACCAAUAUGCUACACAACCUGCUUCAUUGGGGUGAUGUUAAGGGAAUAAUGUGAAUGCAAAAAUGUUCAAGUAGCUAAUGGAAAUGUGAAAACAUUGGCAAUUGCGUUGUUUGCAGAAUUUGUUGCACUUGUUUAAACAUGAAUUCAAUAAAUGUGAACUCAUGGUUCUGCACAUCUA